Trematosphaeria pertusa is the source of this 1830-nucleotide messenger RNA. RefSeq names its product tripeptidyl-peptidase-like protein. Gene Ontology annotation, molecular function: serine-type endopeptidase activity; tripeptidyl-peptidase activity. Gene Ontology annotation, biological process: proteolysis. The transcript has 3 exons. The record is from RefSeq and is a predicted model, not a curated record. Lineage: Eukaryota; Fungi; Ascomycota; Dothideomycetes; Pleosporales; Trematosphaeriaceae. Bases 1 to 1830 code for a protein of 609 amino acids.
AUGAGGUACUCCCUUUUCGCGGGCCUGUUGGCUCUCGCCGGCGUCAAUUGCAGGUCCACGUCACACGUCGAGGGCGAGAUCGUCGAGAACAUCGGCCCCGUGCCCCAGGGCUGGAAGGAGGUUGGAGCGCCUGCUCAGGAUCGCAAGCUGCAUUUCCGCAUUGCGGUGCACUCGCCCAAUCAUGAUCUCCUCGAGCAGACGCUCAUGGAGAUCUCGACUCCGAGCCAUCCGCGAUAUGGAAAGCACCUGAAGCGCGAGGAACUCAAGGAGCUCAUCAAGCCGCGAGCAGAGUCCACGGAUGCGGUUCUCAACUGGCUGAAGGAAGCAGGUGUCCCAUCAGACGAUAUCGUGGAUGAUGGCGAGUGGAUCAACUUCGUCGCCCUCGUGUCCACUGCCGAGGAGAUGAUGGACACCACCUUCAAGACCUACCAGAGCCUCGUCCGCCAGGACAUCAAGAAGAUCCGCACCCUUCACUACUCGGUUCCCAAGGUCGUCCGGGAGCACAUCGACAUGAUCCAGCCCACCACUCGUUUUGGCCAGAUUCGUCCGCAGAUCAGCCAUAUUAUCGACAAGGAGGAGGUCCCAUUUACGACUGCGGCUGCCGUCAAUGCGACUUGCAACACGACCACCACUCCUGACUGUCUCAAGGCCUUGUACAACUUUGGUGACUACAAGCCAGGAAACGCCUCCGUGCUCAUUGGCGUUACGGGGUAUCUCGAGCAGUAUGCGCGGUUCAAGGAUUUUGCCAGCUUCGCGACCCAAUUCGCUCCCUGGGCUGUGGGCAGCAACUUUACGUGGACUUCUGUUGACGGCGGCCAGCUGGAUCAGCGCGCUACCAAUGACAGCGUGGAAGCAAACUUGGAUGUGCAGUACACCCUGGGCCUCACUGCACCCGCCGUCAAGACGAACUUCUACAGCACUCCUAACCGCGGGCCGCUUGUUCCGGAUCUGGACCAGCCUUCCGAGGAUGACAAUCAGAACGAGCCGUACCUCGAGUUCUUCACCUACCUCGUCGGUCUGCCGGACGAGCAACUGCCACAGGUCCUAACCACCUCGUACGGAGAGGACGAACAAAGUGUGCCGGCUGAAUACAACAAGAAGGUCUGCGACAUCAUCGGCCAGCUCGGUACCCGCGGUGUAUCGGUCAUCUUCUCCAGCGGUGACACCGGUGUCGGCUCUGCGUGCCAGACCAACGACGGCAAGAACACGACGCGCUUCCUGCCCAUCUUCCCGGCCGCAUGCCCGUACGUUACUUCCGUCGGCGGCACGACCCAGGUGGAGCCCGAAAUUGCAGUCUCAUUCUCCUCCGGCGGUUUCUCCGACCUCUAUGACCGCCCCUCGUACCAGGACGCCGCCGUCUCCGGAUACCUCACGAAGCUCGGCAGCCAAUGGGAGGGCCUCUACAACCCGAACGGUCGCGGCUUUCCCGACGUUGCCGCACAGGGCACAGGGUACCGGGUCGUGGACAAGGGCGUACAGAUCCGCGUCGGUGGCACGAGUGCCUCCGCGCCCACUUUCGCCUCCGUGAUCGCGCUGCUCAACAACGCUCGUCUCUCCGGCGGCAAGCCAUCAAUGGGCUUCCUCAACCCGUGGCUGUAUAGCCAGGGCGCUGCUGGCCUCAACGACAUCGUCGGCGGCGGCUCGACGGGCUGCACGGGCAGGAGCAUCUACUCCGGCCUCAAGGCGCCGUACGUCCCGUACGCGUCGUGGAACGCGACAGAGGGCUGGGAUCCCGUGACCGGCCUCGGCACGCCCGACUUCGGCAAGCUGCUCAAGAUCUCGGAGGCGGGGACGUAUGGCCGCCGACGCGGUAUGAGGGGGCAGUACUAG